UCGCUAUAUAAUCAGAUGGUAGCGCAGAAUGGUAGCUUGCCGUGUUUCUUUCUAAACAGUUUCUAAAUGAAAACCACAGAUGGCUAGCCUCUCCACGACGCUAACGAAAGAUCGGACAUACCCUGUGAACUUUACGUGCCAAAGAUGUUGUCAGCCGCUCAAACUAGACUCCUCGUUCAUGACGAUCGACGACCAAACUUUCGCCGAACUCUCCGCUCCGUUUCUCCUCUACGCCGACCAAAACGAGAGCGGCAACAUUCCUCAGCCCCAAUUUUACUACAGCGUUUCUGAACCCGAAACUGUGUUGGCAACGCGAACCAUAGAGCCUCUUCGCGCUAUCGAAAGCGGCAAUGGCUUCAUACUCGUCGGAGGCAAUUCCGCAACCCAAGACACGGGUAUCAGCCAUCGCUUCCGUGUCGACGCUCAGCUGUUCGAUAUCAUGACGAAUGUAUCGGGCGUGGAUUACCCCAUCUGCGAAGAAUGCACCGAUAACCUUCUCGAUCAAAUGGAAGGGCAGCUAGACCUCGCCGAAGACGAGUGCAAGGACUACAAGAAGUUUUUGGACCAACUCGCUGGCAGCGAGGAAGACGACGAUCUGGAGCAUUUAGAUAAGCAAUUACAAGAACUCAAAGUGCGCGAAACAGAGCUGCUGAGCGAAAUUGAACAAGUCGAAAAAGAACGAGCGGCGAUCGAAAUGGAACGCAAGAAACAGGCCGCCGAGAAGGAGCGCCUCCAUGCGGACGAAAGCCGUUACUGGCGGGAAUACGCAAAUCUAGAGCGGCAGCUUUUGCUGUGCGCGGACGACCAGGUGAGCGUGGACACCCAGAUGCGUUACGCCCAGGCUCAACUGGACAAACUCACGCACACCAACGUCUUCAACGCCACCUUCCACAUCUGGCACGACGGCCACUUCGGCACCAUCAACAACUUCCGGCUGGGUCGGCUGCCGAACGUCCGCGUCGAAGCCAGCGAGAUCAACGUCGCCUGGGGGCAGACUGUCCUCCUCUUGCACUCGCUCGCCAAAAAGAUGGACCUGACGUUCAAACGGUACAGGUUGAUACCGUACGGUAACCAUUCGUACCUGGAGUCGCUGGAGGGCAAGCCCAGGGAGCUGCCGCUACACUUCACCGGAGGCUUCAAGUUCCUGUGGGACCCUCGUUUCGAUCAGGCCAUGGUUGCAUUUCUGGACUGCCUCCAGCAGUUCAAGGAGGAAGUGGAGAGGCGCAGUCCAGAAUUCUCCCUCCCGUAUCGGAUGGACAAGGGCAAGAUCGAAGACACCAGUACCGGACAGCAGUACUCGAUAAAGAUACAGUUCAACUCGGAGGAGCAGUGGACAAAGGCACUCAAGUUUAUGCUGACCAAUAUGAAAUGGGGACUGGCUUGGGUAUCGGCCCAACUUGCACACGACGCAAGGCGUUAGGUUGCAAGCUGUCUGGUUGCACGCAGGCGGCAACCACGUAAUCUACGCAAUCUCAAAAAAGUGCAAUUUAUAACUGUCCCGUUAACGGGCACAGAUAAAACCCUUAUUGAAAGUCGAGUGUUCCGAUCCUAAAUAAACUACCCUGCAUUCAAUGCAGAAAAUGUCACAAAAAAAAAAUGAAAGUAUGGUGUAUUGUUCGAGAAUCUGCCUGCAAAGCUUUGUAGGGAAUCAAAUGUAACUCUUCUCUUGCAAAUAUUGUAUCAACAAGUAAUGGAAUAGUACUUCGAAGCAACCAUAAUGAGACAUUUCAAGCAACGCUUAAAACCUUUUUCCCACGGCAGUCUUUCUAGUUAAAGGCAGUUGCAAGUUCACGGAAAUGUAAUCACACAGACUGCAAAAAGCGUAUUUUCCAACAUUUUAUUAUACAGCUGAGACUUUGUUUUCAUCAAAGACUUCAAAGUGUCCUUCCCUUUGCCCUGCGUAGCCACUACUUUUUCUUUAAGUACCGGAAGAUCGCAAAAAAUAGCCUCCGCAGCACCUUGCAAACAACACUGUGGAUGUGAACAUCGGUAACUCGCACGCUGUCUGCGACACUCUUCACUACAACCCGUUCGCCCAUAAAGCGUGCAAUUAGCGUAGGGGGUGGGGGGGCGUUCGUGAAAAUUUCUAGUCCGUUGUUUUCGCAGAGCUAAGGUCGUAGGCUCAACGUUCCGCUCUCGUAGUCCGGGCAACGUACGGUAGGUCGGGCGUACGGAAGCACACGUGAUGUACACGGUUUCUAUGCACGUUAAAAUGCAGUAUCCGAGAUACAACUGGCAUACGCGCGUCUCUCACAAAAACAGAAAA
Ornithodoros turicata is the source of this 2266-nucleotide messenger RNA. It is a transcript of the gene Atg6, whose product is annotated as beclin-1-like. Bases 80 to 1420 code for a protein of 446 amino acids. The record is from RefSeq and is a predicted model, not a curated record. Gene Ontology annotation, cellular component: phosphatidylinositol 3-kinase complex, class III, type II; phosphatidylinositol 3-kinase complex, class III, type I; phagophore assembly site. NCBI's taxonomy places the organism in Eukaryota, Metazoa, Arthropoda, Arachnida, Ixodida, Argasidae. The transcript has a single exon. Gene Ontology annotation, biological process: autophagy; cellular response to nitrogen starvation; late endosome to vacuole transport.